This is a messenger RNA of Cinara cedri, 318 nucleotides long. The record is from the annotation of a GenBank genome assembly. Lineage: Eukaryota; Metazoa; Arthropoda; Insecta; Hemiptera; Aphididae.
AUGUCUCGUGAAAGUGCGCACAAAGUAUGUGCUUGGUUGGAUAAAUUUGACGAAGACGUUAAAUUGGAGGAUAGUGAUGAUUCUGACACUGAUCAAAAUUUCGUACCAGAUAAUGUAUCUGACUUGCGUUAUAAUAAUAGUGAAAAUGAAAGUGAAAAUGAUGAUGAUUUUGACGAUUACAAUAAUAAUACUAGCACUACUUCUGCACAUGAGUUUUACUUGGGUAGAGAUGAAAAACAAAAUGGUAUAAAAACUUUCUUACUAAUAAAACCAAACAACGUGCUCAGAACAUUCAUACUCAGCGCCCCGGUGUCAUAA